Candoia aspera is the source of this 866-nucleotide messenger RNA. RefSeq names its product inositol 1,4,5-triphosphate receptor associated 2-like. The transcript has 7 exons. The coding region runs from base 339 to 866 and encodes 175 amino acids. The record is from RefSeq and is a predicted model, not a curated record. Gene Ontology annotation, cellular component: endoplasmic reticulum membrane. NCBI's taxonomy places the organism in Eukaryota, Metazoa, Chordata, Lepidosauria, Squamata, Candoiidae.
CUAAACCAUCACAAGCAGGCAGUGUUUACAAGACAGCCGUCAUCCCUCGUAUAAACAAGGGGCUUCUCCGGGGGCAGUAAAAGUGCAUUCCAGAGAGGCAAAGCCUAGCUAAUAGAGCGUCUGCCUUAGAGCUGAAGGAGGAGCAGCCCGGGGACCUGGUCUUCAGAAGUCGAGCGGCUCUGCUUAGGGGCAGGGCAGAAACUGGUGUGGCUGUUGCUGUUUGACUUGGGUACCUCCAGAGAAAGAGGUAGACCCUUUCUGAGAGCAUUCCUCUUUGCUCAAGCUUACACUUUUGGCUCUCUGCUUGACGACACUCAAAAUCCUGUUUAGGCCAAGAAAUGCAGAUACAGCAUCUGAGAAGUCUGGACAGACUUGUGCUAUCUUUGGAUGCAGAAACAAUGGCCACUUCAGAAGGAGAAUCAGAAAGAAUGGUUAAUGACAGAAGCCAAAGCGUUGAUAGCAAAACCAAGCCUUCUGUGGUGAGAUCCCAAGAGCCAGCAAAGAGGAAUAGCUCAGGGAGCAGAGUCCAAGCAGUGCACUUCAAAGACAGUGGUGACAGCGAUGAAGAAUCAGAUUCCUCUGAGGAUGCACUGAAUACCUCACUGGUGGAGCUUUCUGUGCUUCAGAGGCUGGGCUUGCACAGGGUGGCUUUGACGGAGCAAGACGUGGAGGCAGCUUUUGCACACUUAGCCCUGGCUUUCCGUUGCGAUAUGUUUACCUUGAGGCAGCGAGUGCAGAUAGAAGAACGAGCACGGAACACAGCAGAAGAGAAUAUCCAGCAGGAGUUGGCAGAAUGUCGGGCAGUGUUGCAGGCAAGUGAAGUUGUUUUGACUAUUUCUUUUGCAUUCCUAAGGAUGGUAGUCUAG